This is a messenger RNA of Perca flavescens (yellow perch), 2404 nucleotides long. RefSeq names its product nuclear fragile X mental retardation-interacting protein 2. The transcript has 4 exons. The coding region runs from base 460 to 1617 and encodes 385 amino acids. The record is from RefSeq and is a predicted model, not a curated record. Gene Ontology annotation, cellular component: cytoplasmic stress granule; nucleoplasm. Gene Ontology annotation, molecular function: RNA binding. NCBI's taxonomy places the organism in Eukaryota, Metazoa, Chordata, Actinopteri, Perciformes, Percidae.
GUAUAGUACUUCACAUGAAAAAACGAAAACAUCGACAAAUCUCAAAAAUGGUCUAUCUUUGUGUGCUUUUCUUUCCGAAAAAUUGUCUCGGGACACCUCAGACUUAAUUUUCCGGGCCCCAGCGAGAGGGACAUACCAACCAACCUCACUUUAAAAUGAUUUAAAAAGAGCCAACUAAACAAGGACUUUAAAAAGGUGCAUGACAGACAGGGCAGACAACCAGUAUAGCCUGUUGCCAACCAGUUGGUUUGGAUCAUUAUUUAACAUUCUCUCUUUAAGUUUCUAUGACUUACAUGUGUUCUGUCCAGGGGAGAAGACAGAGAUGGUAGAUAACAUGUAGGGUCAUAGUAAGGACAUUUCAAAAGGUCAAUGAUCAAAGAGAGGGGGGAGAAUCUGGAGGGUAGAGUGUGGGAGAAUAUAUAAAGCCAAGCAAAGUCAAAGAGCAGGGAAGAAAGGACAAUGGGAGCUCCAGAAAGAAACAGGACCAGAAUGACGGCCAAACUGUCCACAGAGGAACCAAAGAAAAUGAAGAUUCAUGGAAGUGAAGCGAAGGCAGAGAGUGAAGUGUCUGGGCUAGGGGAGGAUGAAGAAAGUCAAAAUAUGAACAAGGAAAGCAAAAUACAUAUGAUUAGAAACAAAGCUCUGAAAAGGUGUAACAGUGGAGAGGGGCCACAACGAUCUGUGAAAAAGGGAGAGAAAGCCAAAGAUGUUAAAGAUGGUACCACUGAUCAACAGGAGGACUGCUCACAUAUCCAAGGUACAUGGGAAGCCAGCAACACCGUGUGUGAGUCCGAUACCCUGUGUGAUCCAGCCGUCCUCGUUGCAGCCACCAACUCAGAGCCCCACAUUCGCAACCGUCGCUUGUCUCCUGGCUCAGGCAACUGCGGAGGGGGUGGGGGUGGAGGCUGCAUCUCUGGCAGUGACCAACAGCCCCGGCAGCUUUCACCUGAAGGCGACCUGAUCGUCCCCGGCCACGCACACACCUUCAGCUACCGCAGGGACAGAGACCGCAAGGGCCACCAGCACAAAGGCCGCAGCCUUCGCAGGGAAAGUCAGAAGGCAGUCAGCCGAGCAAGCGAGCGGCCCCAAAAGGUUCACCAAAAGGAGAGGUGGGUGGAGGACAGUCUGUCGCUGCUCAAGCCCCCGCCUGCCUUCCCAGUGCAGGACAGCCCCGCCAAGCUGCAGCCGGCCGUCAGCUACGCCUCCAAAGUGAAGGCGGGAGCAGCAAGCGGAGGGCUGGAGGAGGAGCGCCCUGCCAUCGGCGUGCUGCUACAGAACCAGUGGGGUCUCAGCUUCAUCAGCGAGGCGAGGCCCACCACAGAGGGCCCUGGCCCUCGCCCCGCUGCCAACGCCCUCCCUCCUCAGCCUACAGAUGCUCAGCAGGCAGCAGAGCUACAGUUUGAGUCAGUUCUCACAGUCCAGCCUCCGGGGGAAACGCCUGUCCCAGUCGCACGCCCAGAGGGGGACGAGAGCAACGGGAAGCUGCUGCUUAGUUGUCGCCAUCUAGUGGAGGCUUUGAACUAUCACAGUAGAGAGUGGAAUGCCAUCUGUAACAAACAGAAAAAAGUUCCAAAAAAGGUUGUCUGGUACAAGGAGGCCCAGGAGCACCCAGCCUAGCAGUGUGAGAAACCCAAAGCAUAUAUAAAACACACACACACACCUACAUGCACAUUAAAACACGUAAAGAUGGACAAAUUUAAGAGUCCCGCUCUCACACACUGCACUCAGGAUGAUGUCUUCACACAAAGCCACACUGAGACACUUUGGACUAACUCCUUUGAGAUCUUACUGCAAUGGACUUUUUUAACGCCUUACAGGAAGCCUGCCUUAAUUAAUCAGACCUGUUUUCAUCGCCUCUCAUUACCAUUUUUAUCUUGUAUGUGUAGAGCUGGUCUUUUUAAAAAACAAUCAGGAGCUGUAAUUUAAUUUUCCCCCCUUUUUGAAAGCUACCGUUUAUCACCUUUUUUUGUCCUCUGUAAAGAGAGUGGUCAAACAAGCACUUUGUUAUAAAAUCUGUUGUGACCAAUUCCUGUGUGCAAGAAAUCCUCACCAGAGUGAUUUAUCCCCCCCUAGAUUAAAAACAUAAUGUCUUGUACCUGCUUGAGUUUUAUGGUUCAUGUAUGCAGAGGACUUGUGUAUCUGUGUCUUCAGUUUACAGAGGGGGUGUAGUCAAAGGCACCCUUUACCCAUCAGAUCUUAAUGCUGUGUCCUUUUUGUUUUUUAUUUGAUUUCCUAAUCGGGUGAAUGUUACUCAUGAAUCCAUAAGGAGUCUCACCAUGUUCAGUAUGUUGAUUUUUGAAAGAAAAUGUAUUGAAUAAAUAAAAUUUACACUGGAGAAAGAGGAGGAAUGUAAGUGAACAGUAUUGCUUAAUAAAAUGAAUAAACUUGACAUGUUCCAUCUUAA